UUUUACAAGUACGUGCGUUGUUGUAUUCCGUGGAAUUUUAAUUUUAUUAUAAUUUUCGGUAGAUAAUGACUUUUAAUUGAUAUAAAUAGAAUUUAAUAUUAUAACAACCGUGCCAAUAUGGCUAAAGAAGGAGACAUGUCACUGUUCAAUGAUGUGUUGGAGCCGUUUAGACGGGUAAUAAAUACGGACCCGCCGAAAGACAAACUGUCGUCCGCUACAAAACUGAAUUUUUCUGAUAGUAAUCAAUCUAUGAAAGAAGGACUCAAUAACCUAUUAUCACUUGGCAAAAGAAAGUCGAGCGUUUGCAUGAAUGAUGUAUGUACGCCGGAGAAACGUGUGCGUUCGGAGUCCAGCACGACACCGGCGUCUGCACCUCCGUCGCCAUGGGAAGCCAAGAGGCUGAAAAUAGACCUAAUAGCCGCUAAAGCUCAGAUUACAAAGUUGGAGUCCCGCAUUAACCACCAGCAUACAAUCCGUAAAGAGAUGCAGAUCCUGUUUGAAGAAGAGAAGGGAUCACUCGUGGAACAACACAAGAGGGAUGAGAGAGCUCUUUCUGAUAUGGAGGACAGAUUGCAACUAAUAAGGAGAAGGGAACAGGAGCUGAAAGAUGAAUACAAUCAGGCAUUGAAAGAACACAAAGAUCAGAAAGCUAACUGGGACAGAGAGAAGGCGGACUUACACAAACAGAUAGCUGACAUGAAGGACAAGUUGCUGGAGUGCAGUGUCAGUAGCAAGGACCAGCUGUCUGAGAUGAAGAAGGAUAUGGACGAAUUGUUACAGGCAUUGGAAGGAGCUCAGUCAGAAGUAGAAAUAUUAAAAGGCGAGGUAGCGAAACAAACAACCAGGGCAGAACAGUGCACUACACUGAGGACUCAGCUGGAGAAGCAGACUUUCGAACUGCAGAGCGUCACCAACAAACUCAAGGAGUUGGAGUACGAGAGAGACUCUUACAAAGACUGGCAGCAGCAAGCUAAGACUGCACAAAAACGUCUAAGCAAUAUGGCGGAGCUAGAGAAGGAGGUGAACAGACUUCGUUCACAAGAGCGGUCGCUACGCGAUGCAGUCUGCAACAAGCUACUGUUGGAGGAACAAGUCCAUCAGUUGCAGUCCAGGGUUGAUGUCUUGCAGCCUGUGCAGAAUGAACUGCACGAGGCCAAGGUUAAACUAGCAACUCUAGAAUCAGCGCUAGAAGAAUGGAAGUCAGCGGCGCGUACGCACGGAGUAGAGAGCGCGCGCGCUCUGUCGGCCGCGCUGGACGCCGCGCUCAACUCGCAGCUCGACGCCACCGCCGCCUCCUCGCAGGCCCAGUCGCAGCUGGCGCAGCUCACUGAGGAAGUAGCAACAGUAAAGUUCGAGCGCGACAAGGCGACUGGCAAGCUGAACGACCUGCAAGUAGUUCGCAAGAACCAGGAGAGUCUCAUACAUAGGCUGCAGAAGCGGCUGCUACUUGUCACCCGGGAGAGAGAUAGCUAUAGACAGCAGUUGGACUGCUACGAGAAGGAGCUGUCGGUGUCGCUGUGCGGCGAGGCGGGCGCGGGCGGCGCGGCGCUGCUGGCGGCGCGCGUGGACCAGCUGGAGCGCGCGCUGCAGGCCUACCGCGACCUGCUCGCGCUCUCCGACCAGCCCGCCCACACCGCGCUGGUGGAGACGUUACGCGCAGAGUCAAGCAAAUGGCGCGAGGAGGCCGAGAACCUCAAGCGUGACGUAGCCAAGUUACGAGCACAAAGGGACACGCUACACGCGAACUUGGAACGUAUCGGCGCGCAAUCGCAGACCAAGGUGCUCCACCUAACCAACAAUCCCGCGGCAGAAGCCCAGAAACAAGUCCAGUUAGACCUAGAGGCUGCACAAGAAGAGAUCAAAAGACUAAAAGCAAGUUUGCGAGAAGGUGGCGGCUCUCUAGCUUGUCCUGAAGAAAUCCAGCAGUUGAAGCAACAGCUGGAAAGCAGUCGCAUUAAACUUAAAAGGUUGAAAGAAGAGUUCACGUCCUCAGCGCAGGAGUACAGAGACGUGUGCUACAUGCUAUUAGGUUAUAAAAUUGAUAGAACUGGACAUAAGAAUUAUAGAAUAUCAAACAUGUACGCGGAGUCAUCGGAAGAGUAUCUAACGUUUACGUUGGACGACGACGGCAUAGAGAUGGUCCACACUGACUACUCAGCGACGCUCGGCGAGUUAGUCGAGUUACAUCUACACCAGCACCGCUCUAUACCACUGUUCCUAAGCGCACUCACUAUGGAACUAUUCACAAGAACUACGAUGCAACAGGUGCAGUGAAAUAUAGGUAAUGAACGUAAUAAUUUAAUAUUAUAAGAGCUACAGUUGUUUCGGGUAAUCUUGUGUCCUAACGGCCAAAUACUAAAAUGCUACUCAAAUUUAGUAACGCGCUAUCUCUCUCGUUUAAUAAAGUAUUUGUAGUGAUAGAAGUACUUGUAAGGCUUAACAUUGAAGUGUAUUUGAGUAUUUGACCAUAAAGGUCACGUUGGAGCAUGUGUCCAAAUUAUCAACCCUUAAAUCCCUAACCCCCCUACAAGUGAAAUGACGCACAUUUCUAUCUCCUUCGGUGUAGCGGGUUCCGUCGAUUGCUUACUAUCAGGUGAUCCGUCAGCUCGUUUGAUCCGACUAUCCCAUAAAAGAACAUGUUCAGUAAAUAUUUCUAAUUACUUUUUUGACUAGCUCCUUAGGCUUUGCCCGUACAAUUACGCCUAUGUCCUUCUCCAUUGUCCCAAAAAAAUUUACAAAAUUACCUGUCAUUUUAUCGUGACAAAGUCGAACAUCCUAGAUAAGUGCUGCUUGUAAUGUAACGAAUGCGACAAUGUAACUUAAUUGUUAUAAAUAAAUAACUAAGGUUCAAUAUUA
This is a messenger RNA of Spodoptera litura, 2856 nucleotides long. RefSeq names its product Mitotic arrest-deficient 1 (gene Mad1). Lineage: Eukaryota; Metazoa; Arthropoda; Insecta; Lepidoptera; Noctuidae. The record is from RefSeq and is a predicted model, not a curated record. Gene Ontology annotation, biological process: attachment of mitotic spindle microtubules to kinetochore; mitotic spindle assembly checkpoint signaling. Gene Ontology annotation, cellular component: nuclear envelope; mitotic spindle; kinetochore.